Cynoglossus semilaevis (tongue sole) is the source of this 3192-nucleotide messenger RNA. Its product is annotated as zinc finger protein 502. Gene Ontology annotation, cellular component: nucleus. NCBI's taxonomy places the organism in Eukaryota, Metazoa, Chordata, Actinopteri, Pleuronectiformes, Cynoglossidae. Gene Ontology annotation, molecular function: DNA-binding transcription factor activity, RNA polymerase II-specific; RNA polymerase II transcription regulatory region sequence-specific DNA binding. The record is from RefSeq and is a predicted model, not a curated record. The transcript has 4 exons. Gene Ontology annotation, biological process: regulation of transcription by RNA polymerase II. The coding region runs from base 374 to 2350 and encodes 658 amino acids.
GAGCACCUUGAAAUCUGUUUAUCGCUCAUAGAGGUACCUCGUUUGUUUUUCGUCUUGCUUUACCUCAUUCGUCUUCAUUUCUCCGUCAUCUCUGGGAUGAUUGGAACUAAGUCAGGUUAUCCUUCUAUUUUAGACAUCUCCAUGACAAUUAUUUGUUUGUUAAGUGAUCUGGGCUGCAGCAGCGUCAUGAAGGCAACACCUUAGACCAUUUUCGGUUCAUCUGCUUUUGUUCUAAAGCCUUGCUUUGUCAUCACCGAUCUGCCAGGUAAACGAGGACGCGAACAGGGCUUCAAGGUUCGCCGGUGGGCACUACUGCCAACGGUAAUUACGCACCCAAACACCUCUACACCUCGUGGUAAACACGACUGCAGCCAUGUCAAUUGAAUACACCAUAGAUAUUCAGCUAACUGAGAUGGGAUUCCCGGACAUCCUAACGCAGCAGCAGAGCUCGGCUGGAGGAACAUCCAGUCAUUCUCCUACUUCACUCUCCAGUGGCACACGCAAAUCUAAAAGGCUAUCCAAUGCUGAAUCCGAAGGAUCGGAGCCCAUAAAAACGAGCACGAAAGUAACUCCAACAGAGAGUCAACAAGAUGCAGAAACUACAGCAGCCGCAUCCGAGGACGAGUCGGAUGACAGUGAAGUAUCAGACAUAUUUGACGAAGAAGAGGAUGACGAAGAAGAGGGCGAGGGCGAAGAAGAGGAAGAAGAAGGAGCAAGCCACGUGUUUCCAGGUGGCCACACCUGCAGUGUCUGCUGUCUGACAUUUUCAACCAAAUUCAAACUCCAAGAUCACAUGAACCUGCACACUGGAGUUCGUCCCUAUCGCUGUGCGGAAUGUGGGAAGCGUUUCUCCCAGAACCGCAACUACCGAGUGCACCUUCGCACACAUGCACAGACCGUCACUGAACGCGUCCUGUGUCGUGUAUGUCAGAUGACUUUUGCCUCAAAAAGUGAUCUGGAAGACCAUCUGUCCACAACUCACCUUCAGGAUGAGUUUUACGAGUGCGACCGCUGCAAACGUGUGUUCACGUGCCUGAAGAUGUGUGAAGCUCAUGUGCAACUGCACAAAUGUAUGCCGGACACAAUGUGCAAAGUCUGUGGCCGGAAACUCUCCUCCCUAAAAUCCUUAGCACGUCACCAGAAGAGGACGUGCUGCGGCAGUUUCAAAUGCACCGAUUGCAUGCAGGUCUUUAGUAAGAAAGUUACCCUCCUGCGACACAGCUUCUCCCACCUGGGUUUGUUACCCUACACCUGCGCACAAUGUCACUGCCACUUCCGCCUGGCUAAGCUGUACCGUCAGCACAAAUGUCAACCUCAGAGCAUUCACUGUGUGGCCUGUUUGAGAGAGUUUCUGAGUGAGGAAGACUUCCAGCAGCACAAAAAAGACACUGGCUGUUGGGGCAACCAGGAGCCCAAAGGGGACGAGAUCCGAUGUUUGGAGUGUGGAGAGAAGUUUGACACUACUGAAGCGUUAAAGAAACAUGCCGGGGCUCACCAGAGAGUUCUGAAAUGUGCGGAAUGUGGAAAAGGAUUCCGGUCAGCCCUGCUAUUGAUGUCGCACAUGGGUGGCCAUGCCGGCAAGUCACCCUGCCUCUGUCAGAGCUGUGGACUGGGCUUUCCCCACCAGCAGAACUACGACAGUCACCUCAAGACCUGUGGACAGAACCCUCAGUCUGUGGCUGCUUCCAAGAAAAAGCAAACGCCAAAGAACUUAUUGUCAAAGGAAAGUGUUCUCGUAGAAAAACCUUCACCAAACACCUCCAUCUGUCCGGUGCUUGUGCCCAGUAAAAAUGAUGCAGAAGACGGGAUGUGGAAUCUAUCACUUGACAAAGCGCCCACACCUGGUGUUAAUCUCAUGCUCUUUGUUCCUGUCUGUUCCCAAAGUGACAGCCUGCCUCUCUCAUCUUCCAUUUCCGCAAACUUUGGCAUGGACACCUUUGUUGUAGGUCAGAUAGCUCCUACGGUGAAUUUGGUAACGAGCAAUAUGGUCGAAGAAUGUGAAGCACCUCUGGAUUUGUCCCAAAGGUCGGCUGUUGGCAACACUCCCCUUGGCACAGUCAGAAAGCCGUUAAAAGUGGACGUAACAGAAGAGGGUCAUAGUAUUCAAAGACAGGAUUUUAAAAAUGGUGACAGUAAAGUAACCUCCAAUGUAAAACCAGAAGAGGCAGAUAACGGUACUGCAGAAAUAUUGAAAAGUGAACCAACAGACCUCACGUCCUCUGAAAUGAUCCUAGAUGUGAAGACAGAACCAGAACAUCAGGCCUCUGGUUUGUAUCCAUCCACCACUCAUAAUUUGACACGCUAUCAACCCGAUAAGGAAAUUAAGAUGGAGGUUGACAUUUCUCCCUGAUGAUGCUGACGAGAAGUACAUGAGAUGGAACAAAAAAAAAAAAUCCAUUUCCAUUUUCUUAACUGAUUGUUUACAAAAAAGUCUUAGUUCAUUUUAUUGUCUGACACUGUUUACACUCAAAUACAGUUUGAAAAGAUUUGAGUUGCAUUUAAAAAUAUAUCAUUAAAUAUUUGCUUUGUAAUGCGGUUUAAUGCACAACCUCUGGAUUUGAUAGAACUGAAAUAUGAUCACUGGGUUUAGUUUGUUAAAAAGAAAUGUUAAUUCUAGGCAGAUAUUAUAUAUUUAUAUAAAAAUGUUUGUUUGAUUUUCUUUUUUUCUUUUUUUUUUAAGAUCAGUGCUUGAAUUUUUAAUGUUAGAACUAGUUCUACCAGGAUGGUCGACCAGUUCCAGUUUUACUCCUUUCCAUUGAGUCAUAAUAUUCCAUUUUGACAACAUAGUUUAUUAUAUUCCUUUUGGGAUUCAAAGCUUGUGUCGUGUAUCGUUUUGACCUCAAUUUUACUCUUUGAAUUAAAAACAUUUAAAUUUUUCUCUGUGUAACUAAAAACAUGAUAAAUUGUUUCCUUGCACGCAUUUGACACUGAUCUAUCUAAAACAUUUCCAUGUACCUGGUACUGUCAUAGAAUGAGAACUUGUGACUUAGUAGUUUAGUAUUUUCUUGUUGAUGUUUAGCUAACACAUAGUAUUGUUGGUUUCCUGCCUUUAAGAUUUUUAUGAAAUUCUUUGGUGAAUGACAAAAUUAUAGCACAACGUACAGUGUAAAUAUCCGAAACUUUAAAUACUUUUUAUCACUUAAAUGUCCUUCUUUUGAGAAUAAACCAAUGAAUAAUCGAGUAGGAAAUACA